GAGCGGGAUAUAUAAGCGGCGGGCCGGGCCGCCGCGGGGCAGACGGCGACAGCGGCGGCGGCGAGCGCCUCGGACAGCAGCAGAGCCGCGCCCCCUCGCCCCGCGCCCCCCGACGGGCCCGCUCGCCCUCCCGCCCUCCCGAGGAGCGCCGGCCCGGGCCCGCGAGGGCCGCCGCCACCCCGCAGCAGAUUUGGAUCCUCCGCCCGGCGAGCCCCAGGCUGCUGCCUCCCGGGGGGUCCCGGCGCAGCGGCCGCCCGCGGAGAGCCCCGGAGCCCGGCCGUCCGACCCCGCAGACGCCGGCGGCGCCAUGGCGGCCGCCAAGCCCGGCGAGCUGAUGGGCGUCUGCUCCAGCUACCAGGCGGUGAUGCCGCACUUCGUGUGCCUGGCCGACGAGUUCCCGCAGCCCGUGCGGCCCGCCAGGCUGUCCAAGGGCAAGGGCCGGCUGCGGCGGCCGCGCCAGUCCCGCUUCAAGACGCAGCCGGUGACCUUCGACGAGAUCCAGGAGGUGGAAGAGGAGGGGGUGUCCCCCAUGGAGGAGGAGAAGGCCAAGAAAUCGUUCCUGCAGAGCCUGGAGUGUCUGCGCCGCAGCACGCAGAGCUUGUCGCUGCAGAGGGAGCAGCUCAGCAGCUGCAAACUGAGAAACAGCCUGGACUCCAGCGACUCCGACUCGGCCCUGUGAGGGGCGCCGCCCGGAGGGGGGACGCGCGCGACUCCAAGGCCCGCCCUGGGACCAGAGGGAGAACCCUGGGAGGGUCCGCGCCCCGCACCCGGGGUACCCCUGAAGGACAGGGGACCGCCGCCCCUAGCGCACUUGGACUCCCACCCCGCUGCGAACUAGUCGGUGCGCCCUUGGCCGCGCUCACGCUGGCCCAGAGCGCGCUCGGGGGCGCCAGGGAGGGGGGCCGCCUUCUUUGCCCUUGUAAAUGUUUAUUUUUUAUCUCUUCCACUACGAACUCCGCCGUGAGUGUGUGCGGGUCGCCGCUCCACGCCCUUGUCCGAUGGUUUGCAACUCCGACUUUGCACACUGCUCCACCGUGUCCCCCAGCGCACGCCAGUUCACACUCACGCCAACACACUCUCGCUGACACUUUUGUAAUUGUUAGGCGCGGCCGAUGGGACUUGGGGCGCAGCGCAGCAGCUGCUGUGGCCAGAGGAUCGAUAUUUAUUUUUGCAUUGCGAUGGCUGAAGGCAUUUAUUUAAUAAUCUUUUUACUUGGAUAUGUCUGUGAGGCUCUCGAACGGAGGCAAAUAAAGUCAAUAUAUUUGCACAGUG
This is a messenger RNA of Cynocephalus volans (Philippine flying lemur), 1272 nucleotides long. RefSeq names its product chromosome 4 C11orf96 homolog (gene C4H11orf96). The record is from RefSeq and is a predicted model, not a curated record. Lineage: Eukaryota; Metazoa; Chordata; Mammalia; Dermoptera; Cynocephalidae. Bases 308 to 679 code for a protein of 123 amino acids. The transcript has a single exon.